Rubroshorea leprosula is the source of this 379-nucleotide messenger RNA. Lineage: Eukaryota; Viridiplantae; Streptophyta; Magnoliopsida; Malvales; Dipterocarpaceae. The record is from the annotation of a GenBank genome assembly.
CAAGAACACCCACAAAUACGCUGCCAAAGCUUCCCUUUUCCUCUGUUUUUUCGCCUCCAGCAAGCCACAACAAUUCCGUCCGGAAAAAUCCUCCUUGAAAGAACCCAAAAUUCUCUCUCGUGAUCCUCUGUACUUCUUCCCCUGAUUUUUUUUGGUUCCUCCCUUCCAGCCAGGCUUCUGUGGCCGUUCGGUGAUGAUGACGACGAAUGCUGGGGUUGAAGUAGAUGUCAAAAUUGAAAGAGAAUCGGGACCGGAGAAGGAAGCCCGGAGGAAAAAUCAAGGAAAAAUAAAUAAAUAACUCAGGAAAUCAGGGAGAGGAGAUCUGAAAGAAGCUCGGCAAAGAUGAUGGUGAGAUGGAAGUUUUUUGGGCUGGAAGAGG